AAGAAGCAAAAUUGAAUUUUGACAUGUUUCUUAUUUCUUAAAGAAUAAAAUAAGGCAGAUUGGGAUUGGGGUAGUUGAUCCCAGAAGAAAGGCCCAGACUUUUCUAGAAGAAAUCACAUCUCCGAACCAACAACAAUAAAAGGGAGAACAAACUCUGCAUUCAAAUUUCAUUUCUCCGUUCCAGUGAUUCACAAUUUGAAGCCCUUUCCCGAUGGAUUUUGAACUGAGAAGAGCGAGAGAGAAGCUAGAGAAGGAGCAGAGGGAGAGGAAGGAAAGAGCACGAUUGAAACAGCAGAAGGAAAAGAAGGCCAAAGAUGAGGCUCUGAAGCAGAAACAAGCCAUCGAAGCUGUUCAAAGAUCUCGCCGCAUUGAUGCCGCCGAAGCGCAACUCAAGGCUGACCAACAGAUGCAAGAAAACCUACUUGCUGGCAGAGGAAUAGUGUUUUAUCGAUUACUAGAAGCUGUACCUUAUCAAGGUGGUGGAGAUAAGAUCAAGAUGCCUCCUUCUUGCUUCACAGAACUGUCUGAUCAGGGUGCAUUUGAUAAGGGACCCAUAUACUUUCAGUUGUCAUUAGUUGACAAGGAAAGCUCUUCAAGCAUCCAAGAUACUGAUAAAGAGAAACAGGGUACCACCCAUUCAGGAGUUUUAGAAUUCACUGCUGAUGAAGGUUCAGUGGGUCUUCCUCCUCAUGUAUGGAAUAAUUUAUUUUCUGAAGAUACUUCAAAAUCUCCAUUAGUUGAAGUCCGGUAUGUCUGGCUUCCAAAAGGUACAUAUGCAAAACUUCAACCUGAAAGAGUUGGAUUUUCUGACUUGCCAAAUCAUAAGGCUAUCCUUGAAACAUGUCUUCGGCAGCAAGCUACUCUUUCUCAAGGUGACAUUUUAACUGUAAACUAUGGAGAACUUGCAUAUAAAUUAAGGGUCCUUGAGUUAAAACCUUCUUCAAGUGUGUCUGUUUUAGAAACAGAUAUUGAAGUUGACAUAGUUGAUCCUGACACGUCUUCAGAAAAGACAGAUGAGCAUGUUUUAAUGCCAGUUGGAUUUGGAAUGUCCCAAAUUGGAACAGUAGAAGAAGGAAAGUUUGUUUAUUACAAAUUUUCUAUAGACAAUGUCACAUGGGAGAAACUCUCAUCUGGGAAUUCUUGUAUUGAAGUAAAAUUAGAAUCAGAGACAAAUGGAGGGGACAGUGAUCUUUUCAUCUCUAGACAUCCUCUCAUAUUUCCUACCCGACACCAGCAUGAGUGGUCUUCUCAUGAUAUUGGCUCAAAGACUUUGAUUCUUAGCUCUAAAGAUAAAAACUUGGGUGCAGGGACAUACAGUAUUGGUAUAUAUGGCUUCAAGGGAAUAACAAAGUAUAAAAUAUCGGUUGUGAUCCAAGAUAAUUUCAACCAAAAAGUUGGUCAGCAAGCAUCAUCUUCUGUGUCAUCUAUGGAAAUGGAUACUCAACAAUGUAGGAACUGCAAGCAUUAUAUACCCACUAGGACUAUUGCACUGCAUGAAGCUUACUGUAGCAGGCACAAUGUUGUCUGUCAACGUGCAGGCUGUGGAGUUGUUCUUAGGAUUGAAGAGUCCAAGAACCACAUUCACUGUGACAGAUGUGGUCAGGCUUUCCAGCAGGCAGAAUUAGAAAAGCACAUGAAAGUUUUUCAUGAGCCACUUCACUGCCCUUGUGGAAUAAUUCUUGAGAAAGAGCAAAUGGUGGAGCAUCAAGCUUCAGUUUGCCACCUGCGUCUAAUCACAUGCCGGUUUUGUGGCGAUAUGGUUCAAGCUGGGAGUUCUGCCAUGGAUGUCCGUGACAGAUUAAGAGGAUUGUGUGAGCAUGAGAGUAUUUGUGGUUCUAGGACUGCCCCUUGUGAUUCUUGUGGGCGAGCCGUGAUGUUGAAGGACAUGGACAUUCACCAAAUUGCUGUUCAUCAAAAAGGCUAAUUCUGAUAUUUUCAUCAUAAAAGCAACUUGUGAAGGAUUGCGUCUAUAAAAGAAACAGGAAAAGAAACAGGAAGACAGUUAGAUGGUAGAGCAUAAACAUCUCUAUGUUCUACUAUGGGUAACCGGCUGUGGAUAUAUCAAACUCUUGCUGUUCUUGUCAUUCAUUCAUCAUGUACGAAAUUACGAUAUACCUCUCAAUCCCUUUAUGGAAACUAUUUGCUUUGCAGUAUUUUUUA
This is a messenger RNA of Cajanus cajan (pigeon pea), 2160 nucleotides long. RefSeq names its product Ubiquitin fusion degradation UFD1 family protein. Gene Ontology annotation, cellular component: VCP-NPL4-UFD1 AAA ATPase complex. Gene Ontology annotation, biological process: ERAD pathway; ubiquitin-dependent protein catabolic process. Gene Ontology annotation, molecular function: polyubiquitin modification-dependent protein binding. The record is from RefSeq and is a predicted model, not a curated record. Lineage: Eukaryota; Viridiplantae; Streptophyta; Magnoliopsida; Fabales; Fabaceae.